GAUUAAUUAUAAUCGAGAACAAACUUGAACCCUGAUCUACGUAUUGCACAGUAGUAUGCGCCCGGAGGGUAUGAGCGCACGCACGCACGCACACCGACCGGCCACCGGCACCACGUAGCUAACGCGCGCGCGCACGUACACACCACCGGUGCACCAGCGUCCGCCGCCGCGGCGUGGUGGUAACCAUUGCCGACGGCGUCUGCACGAAAAUCAAUUUAGCGUGGUAUAGAGACUCUGGCAUCGAAUGUGAGUUGCAGCUCCAUGCUAGAGCAGUAAUGCCGACUGAAGAACAACACUUUGAGGUGGAAAACUGUUCUUCUAACGCCACUCACCAUGGUGGUGCGCAUUCAGCGCACACAUCUCCUGGGACGGUGCUGUUUCUCUUUGCAGCAUUCGCAGUAGGCGCACUUGUGCGACAUGUGUUGAAGCGAACACCAAUUCCCUACACUGUGCUUUUGAUGGUGGUAGGCCUUAUCAUUGGAGCUCUUUCAGAAAUCGAAGUUAUGUCUUUUCUUCAAGAGUACACCAAACUUGCCUCGAUCGACCCACACCUCAUGCUGUUCAUUUUCCUUCCAACACUCAUCUUUGAGUCUGCAUUUGUCAUGGAUGUGCACACGUUUCGCAAGACCAUUGGUCAGGCGGUG
Geodia barretti is the source of this 644-nucleotide messenger RNA. NCBI's taxonomy places the organism in Eukaryota, Metazoa, Porifera, Demospongiae, Tetractinellida, Geodiidae. The record is from the annotation of a GenBank genome assembly.